GUUGGGCUGCCCUGGGAAAGGCCUGGAGGUGUCCUGGGUCACCUUCCUGGGCUGGCAAGCUGCCUGCCUCCUGCACAGCCACUGCCCUUCCUGUUAUUCCCGAGCCACCAGCCACAGCUCUGAGAGGCUCCUGGCAGCUUCUGUUUGCCACUGGCUCGAAUCUGGGCAGGAAGGCAAGGCCCGCAGAAUAUCUGGUGACCAAGAAGGAAACCCCAGAGCCUCAGAGACCAUCUUCUCAGCGGACAAAAUUAAGGCCCGAGGAGGGGAGGGGCGUGCUGGAAGUCUAUGGGACUGCAUCUUUCUGAGGCCCAGGAGCAGCCAUCCCCCACACCUGAAGCCCGGUGAGCUCACAUCUGGGGCCUCCGCCUGGUGCCAAGCAUGCAACCCAACCUGUGGGGCCUGCAACGCCAGGCUUCAGCACCCUCCGGGCACCAGUGCUCCAGCAGCCUGGGCCACGGGCUGGGCCGGGCUUGCAGCCCAUGAUCCCUAGUGAUGAAGGGCCCAGUCCUAGGGCGCUGAGCAACCUGCCCACCUGCUCCUGGCCAGGAGCUCUCACCACGGCUGGGUGCCCUUCCCCCUCCCCCACCGCUGGAGUCGCUGCAGCCAGGGAGGCCAGGACAGGGCUCCCAGCACCAACCGGCCUAGGAACCCCCAGGCCCUCUUCCUGGUCGAGGUGGAAUGCAGCUGACUCUCAGGUUCCCCAGAGCAGAAAAUGAGCCACAGAGCAAGCUGAUCCCAGCGACACAGCCCCCCAGCCCUACUGUAUUUCCGUUCCUAUCAAAAAAUGGAUGACUCGGAGACAGGUUUCAAUCUGAAAGUCGUCCUGGUCAGUUUCAAGCAGUGUCUCGAUGAGAAGGAAGAAGUCUUGCUGGACCCCUACAUUGCCAGCUGGAAGGGCCUGGUCAGGUUUCUGAACAGCCUGGGCACCAUCUUCUCAUUCAUCUCCAAGGACGUGGUCUCCAAGCUGCGGAUCAUGGAGCGCCUCAGGGGCGGCCCGCAGAGCGAGCACUACCACAGCCUGCAGGCCAUGGUGGCCCACGAGCUGAGCAACCGGCUGGUAGACCUGGAGCGCCGCUCCCACCACCCCGAGUCUGGCUGCCGGACGGUGCUGCGCCUGCACCGCGCCCUGCACUGGCUGCAGCUGUUCCUGGAGGGCCUGCGCACCAGCCCCGAGGACGCACGCACCUCUGCGCUCUGCGCCGACUCCUACAACGCCUCGCUGGCCGCCUACCACCCCUGGGUCGUGCGCCGUGCUGUCACCGUGGCCUUCUGCACACUGCCUACACGCGAGGUCUUCCUGGAGGCCAUGAACGUGGGGCCCCCGGAGCAGGCCGUGCAGAUGCUAGGCGAGGCCCUCCCCUUCAUCCAGCGUGUCUACAACGUCUCCCAGAAGCUCUACGCCGAGCACUCCCUGCUGGACCUGCCCUAGGGCCGGGAAGCCAGGGCCGCACCGGCUUUCCGGCUGCGGUGGCCAGGGCCGUGAGUCCCGUGGCAGAGCCUUCUGGGCGCUGCGGGAACAGGAGAUCCACUGUCGCCCCUGUGAGCUGAGCUGGUUAGGAACCACAGACUGUGACAGAGAAGGUGGCGACCAGCCCAGAAGAGGCCCACCCUCUCGGUCCGGAACGAGACGCCUGGGCCACGGCUCCCCCUCGGCCUGUUACACGCGUGUGCAGCCAGGCCUCGCCAGGGUGCGGUGCGGUGCAGAGCAGAGCAGGCAGGGGUGGGGGCCGGGCCCGCAAGAGCCCGAAAGGUCGCCACCCCCUAGCCUGUGGGGUGGAUCUGCGAACCAGGGUGAAGUCACAGGUCCCGGGGUGUGGAGGCUCCAUCCUUUCUCCUUUUUGCCAGCCGACGUGUCCUCAUCUCAGGCCCGUGCCUGGGACCCCGUGUCUGCCCAGGUGGGCAGCCUUGAGCCCAGGGGACUCAGUGCCCUCCAUGCCCUGGCUGGCAGAAACCCUCAACAGCAGUCUGGGCACUGUGGGGCUCUCCCCGCCUCUCCCGCCUUGUUUGCCCCUCAGCGUGCCAGGCAGACUGGGGGCAGGACAGCCGGAAGCUGAGACCAAGUCUCCUCACAGAAGGGCCCAGGAAGUCCCCGCCCUUGGGACAGCCUCCUCCGUAGCCCCUGCACGGCACCAGUUCCCCAAGGGAUGCAGCAGGCCACCUCCUGCAGCGGCCGUGGGUCUGCACAGCACGGCCCAAGGCCCCCAGGAGCUGGGACUCUGCUACACCCAGUGAAAUGCUAUGUCCCUUCUCCCCCCGCCCCUUGAUGCCCCCUCCCCACAGUGCCCAGGAGACCCACGGGGCAUGGAACAGGAGGGUCUGGACCCUGUGGCCCAGCCAAAGGCUACCAGACAGCCACAACCAGCCCAGCCACCAUCCAGUGCCUGGGGCCUGGCCACUGGCUCUUCACAGUGGACCCCAGCACCUCGGGGUGGCAGAGGGACGUCCCCCACGGCCCAGCAGACACGCGAGCUUCCAGAGUGCAACCUAUGUGAUGUCUUCCAACGUUAAUAAAUCACACAGCCUCCUGGGAGGGAGA
This is a messenger RNA of Gorilla gorilla gorilla (western lowland gorilla), 2536 nucleotides long. RefSeq names its product ceramide-1-phosphate transfer protein (gene CPTP). The record is from RefSeq and is a predicted model, not a curated record. Gene Ontology annotation, biological process: ceramide transport; intermembrane lipid transfer. The transcript is spliced from 3 exons. The coding region runs from base 785 to 1429 and encodes 214 amino acids. Gene Ontology annotation, cellular component: membrane; cytoplasm; cytosol. Lineage: Eukaryota; Metazoa; Chordata; Mammalia; Primates; Hominidae. Gene Ontology annotation, molecular function: ceramide 1-phosphate transfer activity; ceramide 1-phosphate binding.